Messenger RNA from Paramecium octaurelia, 1336 nucleotides. Lineage: Eukaryota; Ciliophora; Oligohymenophorea; Peniculida; Parameciidae. The record is from the annotation of a GenBank genome assembly.
CAUGUAAUUAUCUGCAGACUAUAAUUCUAUUAAUGUAUUUCAGAUGCACUCUAAAUAGAAGAAUGAUUAAUUUGCAAAAGAAACAAUGGAUGAUCACAAUUUAACUUAAAGUGAACAUCAAGCGAAUCUUUAUGAAAAGGAAGAUCCUCAAAAAGAGGAAAUGACAUUUUCACAUUAAGGAAGCAUGUUUCAUAAUGCCAAUCCUAGUUGUGAUGAAGAUAGUUCAAUCUAAGUUUUUGUAUAAACACCGAAUGGCAGAGUUCUCUCUUUGGGUGUUAACAAUAAUUUUGAUUAUUUAGAAUAGAUAACAGACUAAAUUUAACAAAAAGAAGGCAUACCCCCUUAGAGGUAGAAAUUAUAUUUGGGUCCUAAAAUAUUAGAUAAAAUUAAUAGUAAGACAAUAAAGAAAAAUUCAACUUUGCAUCUGAAAAUAUGUUCUAGCAAUAGUAUUAUUGUAGUAUACAAUAACCAAAGACAUUUUAUUGACAUAAAUCUAAAUGAUUGUGUUAAUGACAUAAAAUUAAAAUUAUUACAACAAUAUGAAUAUCCAUUUCAUUCAUAGCUACUGUUUUUCAAGGGUAAACAAUUAAAAGAAGAUUUUACAUUACAUUAUUAUAAUAUUCAAAAGCAUUCUAUUAUUCUAUUGAAGUUGUAAAACAUUGUUUAUAUCAAUCAAGCAUCAACAGAUAGACUAUUUAUGAGAAACUUAGAAUCACAAAUGUCGAUUAAGGAAUUUAAGAAGAAAUUGCAAUCUAAAUAUCCUGAUUUAGGAGACUUUCACUUAUUGUACAUGGAUUAGAUCUUAAAAGAUGAGAAAGAGCUAUGGUUUUAUAAAAUUGGUGAUUUUUCAAAUUUAGAACUCGUUGAAAAAAAAUACAUAAAGUUUUCAAUUAAUAUCUAAAAUAUUACGUUGGAAAUCAAAAAAGAAUAAUAUGAAACUAUAAGAGAUAUCAAGAAUGAAAUUUAAUCAAAAUUAGAAUAUCCCGUUUUUAAACAACACUUGUUUUAUAAAGGAUAAGUAUUAGAAAAUGAAAUGAGAAUAAUUAAUUACAAAAUUGAAGAAGACAGUAAAUUAUAUUUAUUUAAUAACUUAAAAUAACCAUAUGAAAUUGUAGUAAUUGAUAGAUAAGAUAUUUUGGAAGAUAUUCUCAUCACUAUUACUCCAAAUAAUAAGGUUUAUGAACUUAAAAAUAAGAUCUGUGAAUCUUAAUCUCUAAUAUCACCAUAUUUUAUAAAUUUAUAUUACCGUGGAAGGUUAUUAAAAGAUAAUAAAGAUUUGGCAUACUACAAUAUCGAGAAUUAUGACUUUAUAUUCAUGGACGAAGUACAAGAAUGA